Messenger RNA from Mesocestoides corti, 366 nucleotides. Lineage: Eukaryota; Metazoa; Platyhelminthes; Cestoda; Cyclophyllidea; Mesocestoididae. The record is from the annotation of a GenBank genome assembly.
AUGCUCCUGGUGACCCAGUGUAUAAUAAUGUUCAAAGAGGACGUGGAGCCAGAGGACAUGGAGGCCCCAGGGGUGGAGCAGAUAAUCGCGGAGCCUGGGGUGGCAGAGGAGGAGGUGGAGGUGGAUUUCAAGACCGAGGUGGUAGAGGAGGAGGCGGUGGAUUUCAAGACCGAGGUGGUAGAGGAGGAGGAGGCGGUGGAUUUCAAGACCGUGGUGGCAGAGGUGGAGGAGGCGGUGGUGGUGGAUUUCAAGACCGAGGUGGUAGAGGUGGAGGUGCUGGAUUUCAUGACCGUGGUGGCAGAGGUGGAGGAUUUCAAGACCGUGGUGGCAGAGGCGGUAGAGGUUUUCAGCACCAAGGUGGUAGAG